Clonostachys rhizophaga is the source of this 1281-nucleotide messenger RNA. The record is from the annotation of a GenBank genome assembly. Lineage: Eukaryota; Fungi; Ascomycota; Sordariomycetes; Hypocreales; Bionectriaceae.
AUGGCGCGAUUUUCGCUUGUACCGACCGAAAUCAUCGACCAGAUCUUGAAAUUCGUGCCGAGACCUGACCUUGCGAGCUUAUGCCGCGUGAACAAAUCUCUUCAUCAAUCUGCCGAGCUCUUUCUUUAUUCCUCCAUUGAAAUAAUAUGGGAUAAAAAGCACCAGAAACCUUCGAUUGCUCCUCUGCUCCGCACUCUUUUCCAUAGACCAGAGCUAUUGAGCUAUGUAGAUGAAGUUCAUCUACAUGGAGCUUACUUCCCUGAUGAUCUAGAGCGCCCAUUACUGGAUACCGCUACUGCUGAUAUCCCGCUCGAUGAAUUUAUUAAUAUUAUUAAUAAGACCAAAGUAUCUUACGCCGAUCUCUGGGUCGAGCGCCUACGGUCGGGCCACAUGGAUGCAUUUGCUGGUCUUCUAAUUGCCAACCUUGCUAAGAUUAGCUAUCUUGAUAUCACCCAUAAUUUCAUCAAUGGCAAUGAUAUUCUUAGCGAGGUCCUUCUAUCUAAGGUUUUUGGCCAGCUUCCUACCUUUGACCAUCUCAAAAAGAUGGUUUAUGCCAAGAGGUUAGAUUACAAAGUUUGGGAGAGAAAUGAGAUUUCCCUAUCUACAAUGUCUCUCUUCUAUCUACCAGCAGUCACAGAUAUGACAGUCAGAAUGUCAAAUCCCGACGUCUUCGAGUGGCUAGUAGAUGUGCCUACUCUUAACUACUUAACUUCACUUGAUAUUGGGUGGUUUGUUGAGCCCUAUAUGGCCCAAUUACUCCCCUGUGUACCAAACCUAAAAUCACUUUACUGGUCGUGGAUUUAUCAUCAGUCUCCCAACGAAGAUAUGGAAGAGACAAUUCUUGACUUUAAUAAGAUUGUUGAAAUCUUAUCAAAUAUCAAAGAGUCGCUAGAGACUUUUGUCUUUUCUAUGGAAAUCGGGGGAGAUGAUUAUGAGAGAAAAGUUGACGACAUGGAAUUUUUAGGAUCUUUCAGAGGUCUACGCGAAUUUAAACAGCUCAAAUACCUCUCUAUACCAUUGGUAUGCCUCGCAGGCUUUGGUAGCGAGCCUAUCCCUCUGGAGCAAUCUACUCCUGCUGGUUUAGAGGUUAUUCAUCUCCGAUGGGAAGACCUAUCCGGUUUUGGAGUUGAAGUUGGGUGGCGCAAUGGCAAUCUAUUUGACCAUGUUCGUCCGAUGAUUCAGCCUUUGGUAGAGAAUUCUCCAAACCUCCACCUUCUUACUGCGGUCAGGCGUAAAAUGGAGGUCAGGACGAAAUUGUGUGCUCCUGAUUGUCAUCCCUAG